GCAAUCAUAUGACAAGGAAAUAGUAACGUUGGAAGAGCUGACCGGUAGUGUUCGUCAUGGCUGAUUCAGUAACUUUGUGCUUGUUUGAUGUGGAUGGCACAUUAACAACUCCUAGACAGAAAGUAACUACUGAAAUGGCGGACUUUCUGCACAACCUGAGGAAAAAAGUGAAAGUUGGAGUUGUUGGUGGCUCAGAUUUUGACAAAAUUAAAGAGCAAUUGGGUGAAGAUGUGGUUGAGAAGUUUGACUAUGUGUUUGCAGAAAAUGGUCUUGUAGCCUACAGAGAUGGGACAUUUCUUUGUAAGCAGAGCAUUCAUGCCCAUUUGGGAGAAGAUUUACUACAAGAGUUGAUCAAUUAUUGUCUAAGCUACAUUGCAAAGCUCAAACUACCAAAGAAAAGGGGCACAUUUAUUGAAUUUCGAAAUGGAAUGCUGAAUGUUUCACCAAUUGGAAGAAAUUGCACUCAGGAAGAAAGAAUUGAAUUCAAUGAAUUGGAUGAAAAAGAACAUUUUAGAGAAACGUUUGUGGCAGAAUUGCAGAAACAAUUUGUGGGAAAAGGUCUCACAUUUUCCAUAGGAGGACAGAUAAGUUUUGAUGUUUUUCCAAUUGGCUGGGAUAAGACUUACUGCCUGGAUAUCCUAGACAAGGAUGGCUUUUCAAAAAUAUACUUCUUUGGGGAUAAAACUUUGCAGGGAGGAAAUGACUACGAAAUCUACACUGAUCCAAGAACAAUUGGAUAUUCUGUGACAUCUCCCAGUGACACAAUGAGACUCUGUAAAGAAUUAUUUUUUCAAUAAACAUUCAUUCUUUA
Messenger RNA from Pelobates fuscus (common spadefoot toad), 811 nucleotides. It is a transcript of the gene PMM2, whose product is annotated as phosphomannomutase 2. The transcript is spliced from 8 exons. The coding region runs from base 57 to 797 and encodes 246 amino acids. Gene Ontology annotation, biological process: GDP-mannose biosynthetic process; mannose metabolic process; protein N-linked glycosylation. Lineage: Eukaryota; Metazoa; Chordata; Amphibia; Anura; Pelobatidae. The record is from RefSeq and is a predicted model, not a curated record. Gene Ontology annotation, cellular component: cytosol. Gene Ontology annotation, molecular function: phosphomannomutase activity.